Molecule: messenger RNA, 660 nt
Organism: Botrytis fragariae
Lineage: Eukaryota; Fungi; Ascomycota; Leotiomycetes; Helotiales; Sclerotiniaceae
Exons: 1
Coding region: 1-660 (219 amino acids)
Source: RefSeq, a predicted model, not a curated record
AUGAGCGAAACAAACGGUCCUAUUCCGGUGAACAACCCGGAUAACUCUAUCCGCAGUCCCCAGGCGGCACCGCCCAUUCGAUUCGACCCCCUUCACGAAGUAGACGCCUUCGACAUCCCGCCUCCCAGCUCCCCUCCUCCACCCUACUCCGCCGCUCCUCCACUCGACAUCCCCGCUCCACCUCCUUACAUCCUCUGCACCUGCAGCUCGCACGAAAACCCCACGACCCUCGUAGAUAUCGGUUUCCACUCCGCUCUCGCCCACGAAAUUUGGAACAAAUGGCAGCAGUACAAGCGCCAACACCCAGAGGUCUAUCAGAACCUGAAUCCGCAGUCGCUCCUCUACUGCUUUCUCUCCUUCGCCUUCCAAGCCACACAGCUCCCGUUCGCAUUCCCCGGGUACGACCCCCGUCAUUUUCAUGCGGAAAUGUGUGUGUAUUUGCUGAGGUGGGGAAUACCUUGUAAUGUGUAUUAUACACGAGAGUGGAACGAAGAGCAAAGAAUAGCGAGGUGUGCUGACGCAGCGGCACAAUGGAUGGUUUCGAAUUUGAGCGAGGGCUGCUUGGGCCACUCUCCACUGAGGGAUGUUUGGACUGAUUUGGAUGAUCGCCGAUUUCAUGACUUGUGGUGGAUGGCGAGAGCUGCGAGAUCAGUACUAUGA